GAAAUAAAGAAAGAAAAUGAAAUUGAGCUCCAAGCAACAGACAACCUCAUCAAAUCUCCAGCAAGGAAAAAUAUGAGAAGUUUAUUAGAUUUGGACCUAUCAUCGUCUUAUCUCUGUCAUAAAGAAGAAAGCACUAAGCGAAACAAAAAGAAGCUUACGGGAAAGUACCUUAAUGCUAGUGUAAUAAUUUUAUUGCGUAAUUCCAUUAAAACUUCAACACGAAAAAAAUUCUUAUUUUCAAAAAAUUUCGUUACUAUUUCAGCUCGAGAUCCAGAGCAUCCAAAAUAUGAUGUUAUAGUAGUUGGUGGCGGCCACGCUGGUUCAGAAGCGUGUGCUGCCGCUGCUCGUACUGGUGCCAAAACUUUACUUAUUACCCAAAAGUUAGAUACCAUUGGCGAAAUGUCUUGUAAUCCAUCAUUUGGAGGGAUUGGAAAAGGAAUAUUAGUUAAAGAGAUUGAUGCUUUGGAUGGGCUGUGUGGAAAAAUAUCUGGUGAUUGGGGGCCAAGAGCGCAAAUUGAUAGAAAGCUAUAUAAAAAACAUAUGCAAGAAUGUUUAUUCAAUUAUCCGAAUCUCACAAUAAAGGCUGGAAGUGUCCUUGAUCUUGUGAUAGCACAUAAUCCAAUAGUUUUCAGUGAAGCAGGAGGUCAAACCAAUAUUUAUGGAGAAGUUCAAGGAAUAAAAUUAGAUUCAGGAGACAUAAUAUUUGCACCAAAAGUUAUUCUUACGACUGGAACUUUUCUUCAGGGUGAAAUUCAUAUUGGUAUGGUCGUGUAUCCUUCAGGAAGAUAUGAGGAAGCACCUUCUUUUGGACUUUCUAAAACUCUAGAAUUGGCAGGAUUUAAACUUGGCCGACUAAAAACAGGAACACCACCAAGGUUAGAUGGCCGAACAAUAAAUUAUAAAAGCUUAAUACCGCAGUAUGGUGAUAUUCCUGCCACACCGUUUUCUUAUCUAAAUACUUCUGUACCUCAUGAGGCGAAUCAAAUAGUAUGUCAUCAAACAAAAACAAAUUUGGACACACACAAAAUAAUUAAAGAUAAUGUAUUUCGGAGCAUUCAUGUGCGUGAAACUGUAAGAGGACCUAGGUAUUGCCCAUCAAUUGAAUCAAAAAUAUUAAGAUUCAAAGAUAAACAAAGUCACAUCAUAUGGCUUGAGCCCGAAGGCCUUGAUACAAAUGUAGUAUAUCCAAACGGAAUAUCUGUGACUUUGCCUGAACAUAUUCAAUACCAAAUGUUAAGAACAAUUCAAGGAUUGGAGAACGUAAUAAUGUUAAGACCAGGAUAUGGUGUAGAAUAUGAUCAUAUUGAUCCACGGGAGCUAAAACCAACUCUAGAAACUCUUCGUGUCAAAGGUUUAUAUAUGGCAGGACAGAUUAAUGGAACCACAGGUUACGAGGAAGCCGCUGCUCAGGGUAUUGUAGCUGGAAUAAACGCUGCUUUGUCAGUUCAAAAAAAACCCGCAUUUAUACUUGAUCGAGCAGAUGCAUACAUUGGUGUAUUGAUAGACGAUUUGACAACUAAAGGUGUUGAAGAACCAUAUAGAAUUUUUACUUCCAGGUCAGAAUAUAGAUUGUCACUCAGGGCUGAUAAUGCUGAUAUACGGCUCACUCGUAAAGGCUAUCUAGCGGGAUGUGUGUCUAGUUAUCGAUAUAACAUGUAUCAACAGACGGAAGAGCAAAUUCAUAGAGGAACAAAAUUAUUACAAGACUAUGUGUUGUCUCCACAGAAAUGGAAUGAACUAGGGAUUAAAGUUUGUUUAGACGGAAAUGUAAGAAGUGCAAAUGACAUAUUAGGGUCUCGUCAUGUAACAAUUUCUGGCCUAAUGCAUAUUAUCCCCGAGCUUUCUGAAAUUGGACUUUCUACACGGCAGAGAUUAUUCAUUGCAGCUAUAUAUAAGGAAUAUCUAGAAAAACAAGAAAUUGAAGUCCAGUCAUUUAGAAAAGAAGAAGAAAUAAUUAUACCUGAGAAUCUGGAUUAUGACAUAAAAAAGAAUGGAGGAAUCGAUGUUAGAGGAGAAUUAUUUGGUGUGCCGUUUGUUGUGCAAUGUAAAAAUUGGAACACACAACAAAUAGGUGGGCCUUCAAUCGUGCGUGAAUUGAUACUUGAUCCGUAUCCUUGCAGUACGAUUGAUAUCGUAGUAAUCCCAUCAAAAUAA
Messenger RNA from Dentiscutata erythropus, 2154 nucleotides. NCBI's taxonomy places the organism in Eukaryota, Fungi, Glomeromycota, Glomeromycetes, Diversisporales, Gigasporaceae. The record is from the annotation of a GenBank genome assembly.